AUGGCCAUGAACAGAGCUUUCCUUGGGCUGCUACAGCUGCUGCUCCUGCUCCUGCCGCCUUCCCUCCGCGAUUACUUGUGGGCGGCACCGAGUGAGAAUGGAGUGGGUCAGCAGCUCAAGGUCUACCACCCCAUAAUUUUGCAAGCCGGCUUCAGCUGCCCCAGCAUCGAGGCGCGGCUCACCGACGCCUACAAUCCAUCGCUACCCCGCUGCGGCGCGCUCAAGGGGAAGGGGUGGUUCCCGCUAUGGAACAACAUACCGGAGCUGAUCGACAAUGACUAUGUGCCGUGCUUCGAGGAGCAGAUGAGCCUUGUCUUCGACCCUGUCAUCAACGACUACGUGAACCAGCCUGGCGUCGAGACUCGUGUAGCAAACUUCGGCUCCGUGUAUGGAUUCACGCCCAAGGACGAGAGCUGCCCAUUUUGCUGUAACAUAAAGCUCCGCAAUGAACUGGAAGCACUUGGAUAUCGAGAUGGAGAUACCCUUUUCGGAGCUCCUUAUGACAUAAGACAUGCUCCACCACGUCCUGGCCAGUCUUCCAAGGUGUACACGGACUAUUUUUCUCGUGUCAAGGGUCUGGUUGAGAACGCAAGUGAGAAGAAUGGGAACAAGCCGGUUAUCUUAAUUGGGCAUAGCUUUGGCGGAAGGCUCAUGCUUGACUUCCUCAAUUCUACUCCACUUCCAUGGAGGAAACAAUUCAUCAAGCACUUAGUUCUACUCUCGCCAACACCUCCUAUAGGAUUCAUUCAGCCUCUCACAAACCUCGCCUGGGGACCAACCUGCAUUGUUAUGGAGAACGUUUCACGCCUUGCUUUACGGCCGAUGUGGAGGUCAUUCGCAAGUUCCCUUCUAUCUCUACCAUCCCCAACGGUGUUUGGCGACGAGCCACUCAUAAUAACCAAACAAAAGAACUACUCUGCAUAUGACUGUCAAGAUUUUCUUCCGGUACUCGGCUUCAGUUUGAAAGGAAUGUUACCCUUUAAUGAAUGGGUGGAUAAGAGAGUUGAGGCGCCAAUGGUGCCAACGACAUACCUCAAUGGUUUUGGGGUUGAAACGACGAAGCAGGUGGUAAUCUGGGAUGAUAACUUCGAUGUCGAGCCAGAAAAUGUGUAUGGCGAUGGAGAUGGGGUUGUCAAUUGGAAUAGUGUGUUGGCAUUCGCCAAGGAACUCAAAAGGCAGCAUUUGUCACAGAACAUACUCUUUAAAUUCAUCAAGAUUCCUAAUGUUGCACACAGUUAUAUUUCUAUUCAAGAGGAUUCAUUCAGGAUUGUUAUGGCUGCAAUUUUAGAAGCCAAUUCUUGA
Molecule: messenger RNA, 1302 nt
Organism: Lolium rigidum
Lineage: Eukaryota; Viridiplantae; Streptophyta; Magnoliopsida; Poales; Poaceae
Product: lecithin-cholesterol acyltransferase-like 1
Exons: 2
Coding region: 1-1302 (433 amino acids)
Biological process (GO): lipid metabolic process
Source: RefSeq, a predicted model, not a curated record